Messenger RNA from Ichthyophthirius multifiliis, 498 nucleotides. RefSeq names its product ubiquitin-conjugating enzyme, putative. The transcript has 3 exons. Gene Ontology annotation, biological process: ubiquitin-dependent protein catabolic process; protein polyubiquitination. Gene Ontology annotation, molecular function: ubiquitin conjugating enzyme activity. Lineage: Eukaryota; Ciliophora; Oligohymenophorea; Hymenostomatida. Gene Ontology annotation, cellular component: nucleus. The record is from RefSeq and is a predicted model, not a curated record.
AUGAGUAAUUACAAAGUUACUUAAACUUCCGAAAACAAAAAUAAUAUUUAAAUUGAGUUUCCUGGACCUAAAAAUUCAUUAUAUGAAAAAGGAGUAUGGAUAGUUAAUGUAUUAUUACCUGAUUAAUAUCCAUAUAAAUCACCUUCUAUUGGAUUUUCAAAUAAGAUAUAUCAUCCUAAUGUUGAUGAAGCUUCAGGUAGUGUAUGCUUAGAUGUUAUUAAUUAAUCAUGGUCUCCAAUGUUUGAUUUAAUAAAUGUUUUUGAUAUAUUUCUUCCUUAAUUACUUUAAUAUCCCUCUCCACAUGAUCCUUUGAACCCUGAAGCAGCUGCUUUAAUGAAUAAAAACAUAAAACUUUAUGAAGCUAAAGUAAAAGAUUAUGUACAAAAAUAAGAGGAAAGUACAGAUAAUGAGAGGGAUUUAAGUGAUAUUUCACUAGAAGAUGUAAGUGAUUUAAGUGAAAAUGAAGAAAUUAAUGAAGAAGUUAUUAAUAGUUAUUGA